This is a messenger RNA of Capsicum annuum, 1755 nucleotides long. Its product is annotated as DNA-binding protein BIN4. Bases 254 to 1453 code for a protein of 399 amino acids. Gene Ontology annotation, cellular component: nucleus; DNA topoisomerase type II (double strand cut, ATP-hydrolyzing) complex. The transcript has 12 exons. The record is from RefSeq and is a predicted model, not a curated record. Gene Ontology annotation, molecular function: double-stranded DNA binding. NCBI's taxonomy places the organism in Eukaryota, Viridiplantae, Streptophyta, Magnoliopsida, Solanales, Solanaceae. Gene Ontology annotation, biological process: chromosome organization; DNA endoreduplication.
AAAUUUUAUUACUAAAUAAAAUUAGAAAGAGUACAGCACAACCCUUAAAAACACCAUUCACAUUCUCACAAGCCUGCCCUGUGAAUCGGAAAUUGGAGGGAUAAUUUUGCAGUAUUCGGCCUUUAACGAUAUGUUUUCACUUUAACUUUGUCUCUCCCAACUCUUCUUCGCCUAUAAUAUUUUAUUUUUAUUUUUCUGAGAGGCAAGGGUUUUGGCAUCGACUGAAAUUAUUAUUAUUAUUAUUGUCAGCAAAAUGAGUGAUAGAGAAGAUUCUCCAGAUUGGCUCCGCGCUUUUCAGGCCCCUGCGGCGAUAACCUUGUCAUCCGAUUCUGAAUCUUCCUUAGAUGAUAAACAUCUAAGUGAUGAUGAGGAUGGCAUCAAUCUGAGUAAGCUGUUUCAGAAGGAUAAAACAUCACUUUCAGAGGCCAAAAGCAGUGAAGAUGGGCAUGAAUCUCAGCUAACAAAGAUGUGUGAAGUAAAUUCUCCAAUUAAAAAAGUAGAUCGCACACCUACUAGGAAGAGAAAGAAGGAAAAUCAGAGUGAAAAAGAAGGAAAAAGCACCGACAAGGGUUCCGCGAAGAGAAAAGCGUUGGAGAAGCCUUUUACAGAUAAAGAAUCUGGUCAUCCAGUCUGUGCGUUGUCAUCGGAUUCUGAGUCUUCUCAUGACGGGAGUUCAAUAAAAGCAGAGGAAGUCCUUGACAAAGAUUUGCUUAUGCACGAUGCUAAGGCUAUUAAACAAGAAGAAAAUGAUGAACUGUCCAAGAAAAAAUCUCCUAAGAAAAAAGCCAAGAAAGGGGAACAGGAAAAGAAGGUAAAACUAGAGAAUCAGGUGAAUGAAGAGAAAGAAGACCUGGAUGCUGUGGAGGAAAAUAUUCCAGAGAAACAAAGUGGACAAAAUUUGUCAUCUUCAAGGCUGCCUUUGGUGCUUCCCGAGAAAGUACAAAGGACAAAGGCACUGGUGGAGUGUGAAGGUGAUUCCAUAGAUCUGAGUGGUGAUGUGGGUGCUGUUGGGAGGAUAAUUGUUUCAGAUGGUCCAUCAGGAAACCAUGAAAUGCUUCUCGAUUUGAAAGGAACCAUAUAUAAAACAACAAUAUUGCCUUCCAGGACGUUUUGUGUGGUAAGCUUUGGACCAUCAGAAGGAAAGGUGGAGGCCAUCAUGAAUGACUUUAUACAGCUGAAGUCACAUUCAAAUCUUUAUGAUGCUGAAACCAUGGUUGAAGGGACUCUUGAUGGUUUCACUUUUGAUUCGGAUGAGGAGGCUGAUAAUUUGCCACGACAAGCUUCCCAAGGCGACCAGAAUGAGAAUGUUGAUAAUCAGACCAAUGGGAAUGUCAAAGCAAAAACUAAGAAAGCAUCGGCUAUGGAACAAAAGAAGGGCAAGAAGGGAGCGAAGACACCAAAGAAAGUACAAAAGAAACCUCAAGCGCAGAAGAAAAGCAAGAGCAAAAAAUAAGAUAUGACUGUACAUCAUUUCAAUCGUUAUGUAUUCUCAUUGUUUUCUUUUCCCAUUUUCGUUCUUUUCUCUUCUGCGUCUGUCUACUCAUUCUGGUCAUAAUUUUUUUAAAGCUAAUGAAAGUGUCGUAGGAAACUAGAUAAUUGCUAGGGGCCACACAAUAUGCAUUAUUUGAAAGAUUUUCGCAUGAUGAUCCUCCAUAUUACCAUCACUGCGUAUGUUGUUGUUGUUGUUGUAUUACCAUAAAAGUUCUAUCCUCUGGGGAGCUUCAAUCUCUGAAUGUGAUAUACUUUUCCUUUGUA